Mustela erminea (ermine) is the source of this 2036-nucleotide messenger RNA. RefSeq names its product gap junction protein beta 4 (gene GJB4). Bases 272 to 1072 code for a protein of 266 amino acids. The transcript has 3 exons. Gene Ontology annotation, molecular function: gap junction channel activity. The record is from RefSeq and is a predicted model, not a curated record. Gene Ontology annotation, cellular component: connexin complex. Gene Ontology annotation, biological process: cell communication. NCBI's taxonomy places the organism in Eukaryota, Metazoa, Chordata, Mammalia, Carnivora, Mustelidae.
GAGGAACAAAAGCUGCCUCCGGGAGGCCCUCAGGCAGACAGACAAGCCCAGGGACCGGAGAGCCGCUGCUAGACCCGAGAAAGUCCUGGCAGCUGAAAGUCACCCAAUCCAUACCGUCUUCGUCCUGUUUCUAUAGAAGCCGUGUGAUCCACAGGGCUGAAACCUGGGGUCGAAGAAGUUGGCAGGCUCUCCCGGCCUCGUGGCCCCCACGCCCCGAGUGGGUGCUCCCCGCUGCAGACGGUCCCCGUGAGGAAGCAAGGACACAGUCGUCAUGAACUGGGCGUCCCUGCAGGGCCUCCUGAGCGGGGUCAACAAGUACUCCACGGCGCUGGGCCGCAUCUGGCUGUCAGUGGUGUUCAUCUUCCGUGUGCUGGUGUACGUGGUGGCGGCCGAGGAGGUGUGGGACGACGAGCAGAAGGACUUCGUCUGCAAUACCAAGCAGCCAGGCUGCCCCAACGUCUGCUACGACGAGUUCUUCCCCGUGUCCCAUGUGCGCCUCUGGGCCCUGCAGCUCAUCCUGGUCACCUGCCCCUCGCUGCUCGUGGUCAUGCACGUGGCCUACCGCCAGGAGCGUGAGCGCCGCCACCGCCUGAAGCACGGGCCCAACGCCCCGUCCCUGUACGACAACCCAAGCAAGAAGCGGGGUGGGCUCUGGUGGACCUACCUACUGAGUCUCCUCUUCAAGGCGGCCGUCGACGCCGGGUUCCUCUACCUCUUCCACCGCCUCUAUGAGGAUUACGACAUGCCGCGCGUGGUGGCCUGCUCUGAGUCCCCUUGCCCCCACACGGUGGACUGCUACAUCUCCCGGCCCACCGAGAAGAAGGUCUUCACCUACUUCAUGGUGGCCACCGCUGUCAUCUGCAUCCUGCUUAACCUCAGUGAGGUCACCUACCUGGUGGGCAAGAGGUGCCUGGAGACCUUCAGCCCAAGGAGCAAGCGGUCUCGGCACCGGGACCACCUGCCUGACACCUGCCCCCCGUACAUCCUCUCCCAGGGAGAGCACCCCCAAGAUGGGAACUCUGUCCUAAUGAAGGCUGGGUCAGCCACAAUGGAGGCAGGUGGGUUUCCAUGACCUGUGAGGGCAGUGGCAAAGACCACUGGGGCUGUAGGCUGUUCCCUAAGGCCACACCAGGGCAGUGGCAUCUUUUCGGCCGCACCGCGGGGGAGGAAGAUGGUUGCGGGGCUCGGGAAGCCUGCCCCUGGAGAGCAGUUUGGUCCCUGUGUCCUGAGUCCCAGGGGAGGGAGGUUGACGGCUGGUGGGAAUUUUGUAUAAGGCAAUGGGGUGUGUGAAAAACAUUAAUAAAUGUGAUUUUCCCAGUAUUUUAUAGCCUGGGUGGGGCAUGGCGGGUAGAAGCAUUGGGGGGUUCAGCACAGACCUCAGUAAGGAGGCCACAACCACUCAGUGGGCGCCUGAGCCCCGGGACCUCAGAUCCAAGCUCAUCCAUCUCACACACACACACACACACACACACACCACAACAUACACCACAAAAAGGGCACCCCCACGACACGGUGGGAAUAUGGAGAGGCCACUCCAGGGGCCUCUGGACUCUGCAAGCCGCUAGCCAAGGCAGGAGGAGUGGGACCGCAGGAGACUCUGGGCCCAGCACAGGUCUGUUCUCCAGUGAACGCAUGUGGUUCAGGAGGCCCCUGCCUCCGGCAUUCCAGCCUCCCUCACCCUGUCCAGCACGAGUCUCAGGGAAGUGAGUCUCCUCUGAGGGGGGGAAGGGAAGGCUUAGAAGAGGUACAAUGGUGUUGAGAGCAAGCCCAGGAUGGGGAGUCUGCCAGGGUACCCCACGGGGUUAACCCCACAAGCCAGAAACCUACCGAGAGCAUCCGAGCUAAAGGUCCCUCCCACAGCCUCAGAUCUGAGGCAUUUCCCUUCUCUUCCCCAGACUCGCAUACCCUCAUCUUCCCACCUCCACCCCCACCAGACCCUAACCAGGCCCAGAGCCGCACCUCCAGCCCACACCUGCCUCUGAGCCCCAGAGCCUCCCACCAUCUGCCCAGGGAUCAACCCUCCAGGAGGCCCCCAG